Saccoglossus kowalevskii is the source of this 4416-nucleotide messenger RNA. RefSeq names its product neural cell adhesion molecule 2-like. Gene Ontology annotation, molecular function: cell adhesion molecule binding. Gene Ontology annotation, cellular component: cell-cell junction; plasma membrane. The record is from RefSeq and is a predicted model, not a curated record. Gene Ontology annotation, biological process: cell-cell adhesion. Lineage: Eukaryota; Metazoa; Hemichordata; Enteropneusta; Harrimaniidae.
AUGCCUGUACUAUCGCAUACCGCGUCCUGGUUCAGUGUUGUCGUUAAUAUUUCACUUAUUUCCACUGGUAUUACUAUCCAAAUUGUGGGACCGUCAGAUACUACGGUUGUAGAUGGCGAAGACGCUACACUAGAUUGUAUUAUCACUGAUAUUGUCUCACCAUAUGCUGGCGCAUGGACAAAUCAUUUCGAUUUGAAGAUUCCAAAUGUUAAUGUUGAAGACGAAGGAACAUACAAUUGUGGCUCCACCUUAGAGUCUCCGGGAACUGUACCAGGACAUUAUGCUGUACUGGGCAUAACAGUGCCUGUGAGAUCCGUCAAUAUUGUGGGGCAUUCAAAUGGUAAUACAGCAUAUGUAGUAGAAGGGUCAGUGUCUGCAUUUACAUGUAGUGUUAUAGGCACCAAACCAUCAGCUGAUAUAGACUGGUUUAUAGGAACACAAUUAUAUCAGGGCACACUAAGUGUAGAGAAUGACGGGAAACUACGUGAUACAACAAGUGUGUUUACAUUUACACCAAACUUAGACAAUGAUGAUGAUAAACAACUACAGUGUAAAGCUAGUAAUACCGAUGAAAGGUCACCAGUGAUGACACAUGUCAAGUUAUAUGUAAAAGUUCCUGUGCUGGACAAUCCUCUUAUCUCAGACACUACGAAUGACUAUCUUACUGGUUCUACUGUUAUUGUUACAUCUGGCGAAUCCUAUACAUUUACAUGUACUGCUGGUGAAUCAAGACCUGAAUCAACUAUAACAUGGUAUUUAGGGAGUACUCUAAUGAAUGCGAACGCACCCACUACAACCACCAAUGGGAAAUUGAAAACAACAAUAAGGUCAUUGACAUUUACACCUGAACGGAGCAAUCAUAAUGAGCAGUUAAAAUGUAGAGCUGGCAAUGACGUCACAGAUCCAUAUAAAGAAUCUUAUAUUGUACUUGAUGUCUAUGUUUCAGCUUACAUAUUCGCAUUUCCGUCUGAGGCAAUCGUGACAGAACAAUCCAGUACAAUAACGUUGUAUUGUGAAGCUACCGGGAUACCAGAUAUUGUUACAUAUACGUGGCGAAAGGCCAACAGGGACAUCAAAAUAAGCGGUAGAUACAUUCUGAAUGAUGGAUCAUUGACUAUUAAUAAUAUUGUAAGAGAAGAUGACGGUGUAUAUACAUGUUAUGCUAGUAAUGGUGUAGGACAACCAGAUAGUGCAUCAGCUACAGUUACUGUAUAUUACGCACCUGUGAUCACUGGUACUACGGAAUACUAUUGUGAAACUGGUGAAUCAAUAUCAAUGAAUGUAUCUGUAAAUGCAAACCCAUUACGUGUGACUUUUGGUGAUUGGAUAAAUGAUGACGUAGUUCUAAAGGACAAAAUAGAUACAAUCUCCACGAGUACGGUAUUUAUCGACGAAGUCACGGAAUUGCAUUUUGGCUUAUAUAAUAUUACUGCACGUAAUGACAUUGGUAGAGUUACACUUCAGGUAGAAUUAUAUCGUGAAGGUGAACCAAUAGUUAAUUUAAAUGACCAGACUGGUAUAAUAAACUGGUCACGUCACGAAGAUAUGAAAUAUCAAUGUGUGAAAAUAGAAAAAUUGAACAGAGAUGACAAUUGGAGUAUAGAGGAGAAUUGUUUAGACAGAGAUGUGGUGGAGUAUACAGUGAAAGAUAGCAACGCGGAAUAUAGAGUUACGUAUUGUACACGUGGUAAUACAUGUGAGGGACAUCAUUUUAAAGCAAUAAAAAACAAUGACUAUCAAAAUGCAGAUUCUGUAGAAUGUUCUAACACUGCUGCAAUUAGUAUAAGUGUACUCGUAUCCUUACUUGGUGGCGGCGUAAUUGGUUUCUUUAUCGGCUUUAUCCUGAUUAAGCGGGUUACGAACAAAACGACAACACAGACCCCAAAAGAAGAUAGAGAGUACACCAUGAGUUCUGAAAUUAGAAGUGAGACUGGAUAUGAGAUACCGAUGUCAAUGUCAUCUAAGCCACGUGUUGCAGUUGACCAUACUUAUACGACACUUUCACCAGAGACAAUGGAACCUGCUUCAGAAUAUGAAUUACCAAAUCUAAAGGGUGUCAACACGAAUGGUGUAGUCUAUCCUGAACCGGGAUUUACAAGACAUUACAUUGUAGACGAAGCUAGUUUAGUUAUAACUGAUACACAAUUGAGUGAUAAUGGAAUGUAUUGGUGUCAAGUCACAGUAGUACCUUUCGGCAGUGAUGAAAAACCACUAACACUCACAGUAAUCGCUGCGACAGAACCAUCUCAACCUAUUGUAAGAUUCAAUGAUGACAGUAAUCCAUUCAAUGAAGACGACGUAAUCACAAUGACUUGUACAUCAACUGGUAUUCCCACACCAAUAUUCAGUUGGUUAAGAGAUACCCAACCAUUACCAGCACUGGAUAAAUAUCAACUCAAUGCAGAUGGGACUGUAUUAACUAUCAAUACAUGUGACCAAGACGAUAAUGGUAGAACAUUCACAUGUCAAGUGUCUAAUUUUAAAGGAAGUAAAACAGACGAUAUUGCUCUGAAUAUUAGAUUUCCAACAGAGAGUGUGACAUUAUCUGGCAUAACCGAUCCAUUGAAGGAAGGUGAAACUAAAAUACUGACUUGUACCACAUCAACCAGUAAUCCAGCAUCUCAGAUAUCAUGGUUAAAAGAUAACAAUGUAUGGACUGCUAAUACAUAUGAAUCUAUUACAUCUGAUGUUACAAGAGAUGGAGAUUAUAAUGGUAAAAUAAGUGAACAACAGAUGACAAUAUUCAUAAAAGCAGAACAUAACAAUAAAUCAUAUCAAUGUCAAUCAAGUCAUACAGACUUUACUGGUCAUGUGACAUCUACUGUCACUGACCUUACUGUGUAUUUUAAACCACCAUCAGUGAGUUUAAGUGGAUACAGCACUGCAGUAAAGAGUGGUGAUAUGUUGACAUUAACCUGUGAAACUGACAGUAGUAAUCCUGCAGCUGUUAUAUCAUGGUAUAAAGAUGGUGAUAUAUUCACUGGUAAUUCAGAUGAAACAAUAUCAGAUUAUUCAGAGAUUGAUGGUGAUAAUGGUGGUACAAUAAGACAACAAGAUUUAGAAAUAAGAUUACUGCCAUCGCAUAAUAUGGUACAAUAUCAAUGUAAAGCUGUUACUACUGAGAUUAAUAGUAUAUCAGUAGAUUCAGCCACUCAACAAAUCACUGUAUAUUUUUCUCCUAGUUAUUCAUCUUCAUGUGUAAUCCAACUCACCGGUUAUCCUAGUAACAUAGACCACGUGAUGGAAGAUGACAAUUUAGUCCUGACAUGUACGUCAUGCAGCAGUAACCCAGAUGCAGUAUUAGAAUGGUACCAAGACAACCAACCAAUCAAGGAUAAUCUUAACUCAAUUAUGUAUACCAAUGGCGAAUUCAAUGGGAGAAAAACAACACAAAACUUAAGCCUUGUUUUAUCAUAUCAUCACCACAACAAUGAAUUAUAUUGUGUAGCUGUCAAUGACGAGUUUGAUAAUUGCGUAUCUACGUCUGAGCCAGUGAAAUUGAAUGUUUAUUACACACCCAUUGCAGUGAAUAAAACACGGAAUGAAAAGUCAAGAGCUAAUGAAGGGGAAACAGGAGAAUUAAGAUGUCAAAUUAAUAGCAACCCUACCUCUACACUACAGUGGAUUAGUCUAAAUGGAUCUGUACUAACUACCAAUGACAGAAUUACAAUAUCCAAUUCUACACACGGAACAUUACAUGAAAGCAUAAUUACAAUUAGUAAAACUGAAUCUGAUGAUUAUGGUAACUACACAUGUUUUGCUAAAAGUGACUUUGCAAAUACAACAUUUAUUGUAAUAUUCCAAGGAAAAAACGACACAGUUUUGGAUGAGAGAAGAUACGAAAAUGUGGCUGGAGAUUACUCAGAAAUUGAAAAUAAGUUGGAAUCUGAUAAGAAUGCAGACGUCGCUUAUGAAUCUAUUGAGAAAAUCGGGCCCACUAAAAAUGAAGACGAGAAAUAUGCUAAACUUUCAUUUGACAAAAAUGAAGUUGUUUACAUGAAAUCAGGACAGAAGACAAUAGAAUUUCCAAGAGAUCGUGUUUGUAUCAAGAGUAUUAUUUCGACUGGGAAGUUGUAUGAAAUCAGUAAGGCAGAAGCAUGGAACAUUGAUGGCGUAUCUGGACAUAUUGAUGUAGUUAUUAAGAAGAGUAGUAACGGAGAUCCUCUGGUAGAAAAUGAAAUUGUGAAGGAAAUAGAAAUACUGCAAUCAAUACGUGGAAACAGUAAUAUAAUUCGAAUACUUGGGUGUUGUACAGAAAAAGCUCCAAGUUUCAUAAUACUGGAUCAUUUAAAUGUCGACUUGAAGACAUUUCUCCAAUCGCAGCACACAUAUAAGGCCAUGGAAGCUCCGAAUAAAGAACUGAUUUCAUUCGUAUUGAAUAUCGCCAAUGGAAUGGAGUAUCUGUCUAGCUUAAAG